Fraxinus pennsylvanica is the source of this 1164-nucleotide messenger RNA. The record is from the annotation of a GenBank genome assembly. NCBI's taxonomy places the organism in Eukaryota, Viridiplantae, Streptophyta, Magnoliopsida, Lamiales, Oleaceae.
AUGGAGGUCAGUGCCAGAGCACCCGGAAAAAUUAUACUAGCAGGUGAACAUGCAGUUGUUCACGGAUCCACUGCUGUGGCUGCCGCAAUCGAUCUCUACACUUACGUCACUCUUGGUUUCCCCACGCCUUCUGAUAAUGAUGAUACACUAAAACUUCAUCUCAAGGAUAUGGACUUGGAGUUUUCUUGGCCAGUUGGAAGAAUUAAAGAAGUUCUCCCUGAUCUUGGUAGCCAUGCUACUUCCUCUCCCUCAUCAUGUUCAUUAGAGACCACCAAAGCAAUUGCUGCUCUAGUUGAAGAACAGAACAUUCCUGAAGCAAAAAGUGGACUUGCUUCGGGUGUUUCAACUUUUCUGUGGCUAUACACGUCCAUUCAUGGGUAUAAACCUGCUAAAACAGUGGUCACUUCUGAGCUGCCUCUGGGCUCUGGCUUGGGUUCAUCUGCUGCCUUAUGUGUUGCAUUUUCAGCUGCUCUACUUGCUCUAUCUGAUUCCGUGACACUUGAUUUUAGCCACCAGGGAUGGCAAAUGUUUGGAGAUAGUGAGCUGGAUCUAGUAAAUAAAUGGGCCUUUGAAGGUGAAAAAAUAAUGCAUGGGAAGCCAUCUGGGAUAGACAACACAGUGAGCACAUACGGCAACAUGAUCAAAUUUAGGUCUGGUGAAUUGACACGCAUCAAGACAAAUAUGCCACUUAAAAUGCUCAUAACUAACACAAAAGUAGGGAGAAAUACGAAAGCGCUGGUAGCUGGCGUUUCUGAAAGGACAAUAAGGCAUCCCAAAGCUAUGGCUUCUGUAUUUUCCGCAGUUGAUUCCAUCAGCUGUGAGUUGGCUUCCAUUAUCCAGUCACCGGUUACAGAUGAUCUUGCCAUAACCGAGAAAGAGGAAAAAUUAGAAGAACUGAUGGAGAUGAAUCAGGGGUUGCUCCGAUGCAUGGGUGUCAGCCAUGCAUCUAUAGAAACCGUGCUUCAAUCAACAUUGAAAUACAAGCUAUCGUCCAAAUUAACAGGAGCUGGUGGUGGAGGCUGCGUUUUGACACUGCUACCAGACCUACUAUCAGGAACAGUUGUUGACAAAGUAAUCUCAGAGUUAGAAUCGUGCGGGUUCCAAUGUUUGAUUGCGGGUAUUGGUGGAAGAGGCAUGGAGAUUAGCUUUAGUGGUACAUCCUAA